AUGAAGCUCUUAUGCGCCCUCUUCGCCUUCCUCUUUCUCGCUGCUCAAUGCGGUGUAGCCACCGCCGUCCAGUUCGCCAGCAACGAUACCACCUCAGAUAUCCUCAAAGCCGCCAACAUCAUCAAUUCUGGGUUCUUUCAGAUAGCCGAAUUCAUGCAUCAGCACGCCGAGUUUCUCGAGCUUGUCGCACAAAUCUGCGAUAAGUUCAGCGAGAAGGAGUACACGGGAUCAUUGGAGGGUAGUAAAGAGCUUAUGAGCCAACUACAUGAAGUCACCAAGGUCUUCGAAGCCCAGAAAAAAGGUAUCGCACUGCUCACAGUUGCUCUCAAGCUCGCCAGUGAAGGUUUUCCGGUUCUGACCGAGGAAGUUGAUGAGGCGGCGCGCAAGCUCCAAGAGAUGAACAAGCUUCCAAAGGAGCUCUGA
Molecule: messenger RNA, 423 nt
Organism: Macroventuria anomochaeta
Lineage: Eukaryota; Fungi; Ascomycota; Dothideomycetes; Pleosporales; Didymellaceae
Exons: 1
Coding region: 1-423 (140 amino acids)
Source: RefSeq, a predicted model, not a curated record